Molecule: messenger RNA, 1416 nt
Organism: Castor canadensis (American beaver)
Lineage: Eukaryota; Metazoa; Chordata; Mammalia; Rodentia; Castoridae
Gene: Rrs1
Product: ribosome biogenesis regulator 1 homolog
Biological process (GO): endonucleolytic cleavage in ITS1 to separate SSU-rRNA from 5.8S rRNA and LSU-rRNA from tricistronic rRNA transcript (SSU-rRNA, 5.8S rRNA, LSU-rRNA); ribosome biogenesis; ribosomal large subunit biogenesis
Cellular component (GO): nucleolus; nucleus; preribosome, large subunit precursor
Molecular function (GO): protein binding
Source: RefSeq, a predicted model, not a curated record
AGAGGCAACUUCAACUGCAGCCAAAAAGUGAGGAAGCUCAGCCGGAGCUAUGGAGGGCCAGAGCGUGGAGGCGCUGCUGGUAAAGGCGGAGCAGGACGAGGCAGAAAAGCUGCGGUGCAUCACGGUGCAUAAGGAGCUUGAGCUGGAGUUUGACCUGGGCAAUCUGCUGGCUUCAGAUCGGAACCCCCCGACCACGCUGCGGCGGGCAGGACCCACGCAGGAGGCCGACUUGCGAGCCCUGGCUCGGGACAACACGCAGCUGCUCAUCAACCAAAUGUGGCAACUGCCUACGGAGCGCGUGGAGGAGGCGCUGGUGGCGCGGCUGCCGGAGCCCACCACCCGCCUGCCGCGGGAGAAGCCCGUGCCCCGACCGCGACCACUUACACGCUGGCAGCAGUUCGCGCGCCUCAAAGGUAUCCGUCCCAAGAAGAAGACCAAUCUGGUGUGGGACGAAGUGACCGGACAGUGGCGGCGCCGCUGGGGCUACAAGCGCGCCCGGGACGACACGAAGGAAUGGCUGAUAGAGGUGCCUGGGGGCGCCGACCCCAUGGAAGACCAGUUCGCCAAGCGGAUUCAGGCCAAAAAGGAACGCGUGGCCAAGAACGAGCUGAACCGGCUGCGUAACCUGGCCCGCGCCCACAAGGUGCAAAUGCCCAGCACUGCCGGCUUGCACCCUACGGGACACCAGAGUAAGGAGGAGCUGGGCCGCGCCAUGCAAGUGGCCAAGGUCUCCACCGCUUCCGUGGGGCGCUUCCAGGAGCGCCUCCCCAAAGAGAAGGAGCCUCGGGGCUCCGGCAAGAAGAGGAAGUUUCAGCCCCUUUUCGGGGACUUUGCAGCCGAGAAAAAGAACCAACUGGAGCUUCUUCGAGUCAUGAACAGCAAGAAGCCUCAGCUGGACGUGACGAGGGCCACCAAUAAGCAGAUGAGGGAGGAAGAUCAGGAGGCGGCUGCCAAAAGGAGGCAAAUGAGCCAGAAGGGCAAGAGGAAAGGUGGGCGGCAGGGCCCUGGGGGCAAGAGGAAAGGCGGCCCGCCCAGCCAAGGAGGGAAAAGAAAGGGAGGCCCAGGAGGCAAGAUGCCUUCCAGGCCGCCUGGCUUGGGAGGCAAAAGGAAGGGAGUACAGCCCCAAGGAGGGAAGAAGAGGAAGUAAUGCUUUCGCCGGGACUUGCUCUGUAAAGCAAGGACUAUAUGCUAAAUGUGACGUUCUGGAUAUUGCACUGGGCGCAGAAGGAGGUGGUCGCAGCCUUCAUUGAGCUUGCAGGAACAGACUAGUACUCCCUUCAAGAGACUGUGUUAGUACUGGACUAUGUUAAUGUCUUCCCCACAACCCAGAUUUGGCUGGAGAUUAAGGGUGUAUUCGAGGACAUAGGAAUUAGGGAAAUAAUUUGGUCGAAUCAUUUUAAUUUUGGACAUGGGUGA